Messenger RNA from Prunus armeniaca (apricot), 1080 nucleotides. Lineage: Eukaryota; Viridiplantae; Streptophyta; Magnoliopsida; Rosales; Rosaceae. The record is from the annotation of a GenBank genome assembly.
AUGUUUCCGUUUUUGAGCUGCGACUCUUUCUUCCUGUUGUUGUGCCUCUGUAUUCUCUGUUUUUCCCGCCCUUGCUUUCCCGCCAGAAUCUUACCCAACUCAGUAACUGUCUUAACCGCCGCCUCCGACGUCCACAACGCCACGUGGCACGACUUCGAGAGGUUCCUGGAUGCCGGGAGAGGGAGCCAGGUCAGAGGCAUGUCGGAGCUCAAGAACUACUUCCACCGGUUUGGCUACUUGCCCAAUUCCAACUUCACUGAUAUAUUCGACACCGAUUUCGAAUCGGCCCUGACGCUCUAUCAGUCCAAGCUGAGCCUGCCAGUUACGGGAAGGCUCGACUCAGACACCAUCUCGGCGAUCAUUUCACCGAGAUGUGGCGUUAGUGACGCGUCGCAGCAAACUGCUCUUCAUGCGACGCGUCGCUUUGCCUUCUUCAAUGGAAAGCCCAGGUGGGUCCGCCGCAACCCGGUGACGCUCUCUUAUGCUCUGUCCCCCAACAAUAUGAUCAGCUACUUGAGCUCCUCGGACGUCCAAGACAUCUUUCGCCGUUCUUUUUCGCGGUGGUCGGCGGUGAUCCCCGUGAACUUCACUGAGGCGGAGACCUACGAGUCGGCAGAUAUAAAAAUCGGGUUCUACCGGGGCGACCACGGUGAUGGGGAGCCGUUCGACGGGGUGCUGGGGGUGCUGGCGCACGCUUUCUCCCCAGAGAACGGGAGGUUCCACCUGGACGCGGCGGAAUCCUGGGCCGUUGAUUUCAAAAAGGACAAGUCGAAGGCGGCCGUUGAUUUGGAGUCGGUAGCGACCCAUGAGAUCGGGCAUGUACUUGGGCUGGCUCACUCCUCGGUCAGGGAGGCUGUGAUGUACCCGAGUUUGACUCCGAGGACCAAGAAGGUGGACCUCAGGAUUGAUGACGUGGAAGGCGUCCAAGCUUUGUAUGGGUCAAACCCUAAUUUCAAGAUUAGCUCCUUGCAGAGUGAAAAUUCUUACAACCAUGCAGUUGCUUUGGACACCAGAUCAUCUUUUAAGUUGGCAAUUUCUUUAACACUUCUCAUCACUUUGAUGUUGUGUUUGGCCACAUGA